Molecule: messenger RNA, 3257 nt
Organism: Prosopis cineraria
Lineage: Eukaryota; Viridiplantae; Streptophyta; Magnoliopsida; Fabales; Fabaceae
Product: vacuolar protein sorting-associated protein 41 homolog
Exons: 19
Coding region: 264-3098 (944 amino acids)
Biological process (GO): cellular response to starvation; endosomal vesicle fusion; protein targeting to vacuole
Cellular component (GO): late endosome; HOPS complex
Molecular function (GO): protein binding
Source: RefSeq, a predicted model, not a curated record
UAGUCCCACGGCUUAUUCCGUAAACCGCCUCGCUCUCUCUCUUUUCCCACUUUAUCACUAACACUUGCGCAGGGACGGAUCUCUCUUCCGUGUCUUAGUGAUAUAUUACAGUCUACACUUCGGAGUACACACCUCAUAAAUCAUUUCUAGGCUCUUACAGUUCUCAGUUUUCACAGCCAAAAACUCAGAAGGAACACCAAAAAAAAAAAAAAAAUCUUCGUUCUCGGAGACCGACGACGAAUCCGCCGGUAAUAACUAUAAGAAUGGCUUCUUUUCCGUCAGAGAACGGUGUUGAAGGAGACGAUGAGAGAGAGGAGGACGACGAGGAAGAAGAAGAGGAUGAGGAAGAGGAAGAGGAGCCGAGGCUUAAGUACCAAAGAGUGGGAGGCAGCAUACCUUCGCUGCUAGCCAGUGAUGCGGCGUCUUGUGUCGCUGUUGCUGAGCGGAUGAUCGCCAUUGGCACUCAUGGUGGCACCAUCCAUAUCCUUGAUUUUCUUGGGAAUCAGCAGGUGAAGGAAUUUGUUGCUCAUGCUGCUGUUGUUAAUGACCUUAGCUUUGACCUAGACGGUGACUAUAUUGGAAGCUGUUCUGAUGAUGGAUCCGUGGUAAUAAACAGCCUAUUCACUGGUGAGAAAAUGAAACUUGAGUAUCGUCGUCCAAUGAAGGCUAUUGCUCUGGACCCAAAUUAUGCGAGAAAAACAUCAAUGAGAUUUGUUGCAGGUGGUUUAGCUGGCCAUUUAUAUCUUAAUUCGAAGACAUGGUUAGGCUAUCGUGAUCAGGUUUUGCACUCUGGUGAGGGUCCAAUACAUGCUGUGAAGUGGAGAACAAGUCUUGUUGCUUGGGCAAAUGAUGCUGGAGUGAAGGUUUAUGAUACAGCCAAUGAUCAGCGUGUAACAUUUAUAGAAAAACCCCGAGGGAGCCCACAUCCUGAGCUUCUGCUUCCUCACUUGGUUUGGCAGGAUGAUACCCUCUUGGUGAUAGCUUGGGGAACAUCUAUCAAAAUUGUAUCAAUAAGAACAAACCUCUAUAAAGCAGUUAAUAGGAUGAACAGGCAAGUCCUAGUAUCUAGUAUGAACCAGGUGGAUAUUGUGGCAUCUUUUCAAACCACCUAUUUAAUCUCAGGAAUUGCCCCAUUCGGUGAUGCUUUGGUUGUUCUUGCUUAUAUUUCUGGAGAAGAUGGAGAACAGCAUUUUAGUAGCAGGGCUCCUUCUCAGCAGGGCAAUGCGCAAAGACCAGAAGUACACAUAGUAACAUGGAACAAUGACGAACUUUCAACAGAUGCUCUACCAUUACAUGGAUUUGAACAUUUCAAGGCAAAUGAUUAUUCUCUUGCUCAUGCUCCCUUCUCAGGUAGCAGUUAUGCUGGUGGUCAAUGGGCUGCUGGUGAUGAACCGCUUUACUAUAUUGUGUCCCCAAAAGAUGUAGUCAUUGCAAAGCCAAGGGAUACUGAAGAUCAUAUUGCGUGGCUUCUUCAACAUGGGUGGCAUGAAAAAGCUUUGGCUGUGGUUGAAUCUGGUCAAGGAAGGAGUGAACUUCUAGACGAGGUUGGAUCCAGGUACCUCGAUCAUUUAAUUGUGGAAAGAAAAUAUUCUGAAGCAGCUUCUCUGUGUCCCAAGCUGCUGCGAGGAUCAGCUUCAGCAUGGGAAAGAUGGGUUUUCCACUUUGCACACCUUCGUCAACUUCCUGUAUUGGUCCCUUAUAUGCCUACUGAAAACCCUAGACUGCGAGACACUGCUUAUGAGGUCGCUCUUGUUGCAUUGGCUACAAAUCCAUCUUUUCACAGGGAUCUCUUGUCCAUUGUCAAAUCCUGGCCAUCUGUAAUUUACAGUGCGUUGCCUGUUAUUUCAGCCAUUGAACCUCAGCUCAAUACUUCAUCCAUGACUGAUUCACUCAAGGAGGCAUUGGCUGAGUUAUAUGUAAUCAACGGGCAAUAUGGGGAAGCCUUUUCAUUAUAUGCCGAUCUUUUGAAACCAGAAAUAUUUGACUUCAUUGACAAACAUAAUCUACAUGAAGCCGUCCGAGAAAAGGUUGUCCAACUGAUGAUGCUAGAUUGCAAGCGUGCAGUUGCUCUAUUUAUUCAGAACAGGGACUUUAUAAGUUCACCUGAAGUUGUGAAGCAACUUCUAGAUGCUGAUAAUAAGUGUGACUGCAAAUAUUUUGUACAUUUAUACCUUCAUUCAUUAUUCGAAGUAAACCAACAUGCUGGGAAGGACUUCCAUGAUAUGCAGGUAGAACUUUAUGCAGAUUAUGACCCGAAGAUGCUGCUACCAUUUCUUCGUAGUAGUCAACACUAUACCCUUGAGAAGGCCUAUGAAAUUUGCAUCAAAAGAGAUCUAUUGAGGGAGCAAGUCUUCAUCCUAGGAAGGAUGGGAAACUCGAAACAAGCCCUAUCUAUUAUUAUUGACAAGUUAGGGGAUAUAGAGGAGGCUGUAGAGUUUGUCACCAUGCAGCAUGAUGAUGAACUUUGGGAAGAACUGAUCAAGCAAUGCCUGCACAAACCUGAAAUGGUGGGCAUCCUAUUGGAACACACCGUUGGGAAUCUUGAUCCCCUCUAUAUAGUAAAUAAGGUUCCCAAUGGGAUGGAAAUACCUCGACUUAAGGAUCGGUUAGUUAAAAUUACCACUGAUUACAGGACUGAAACAUCACUCAGACAUGGGUGCAAUGAUAUCCUUAAGGUGGACUGUGUCAACCUUUUUGUUAAGUAUUACAAAGAGGCGAGGCAUGGAGUUUAUCUGAGUGAUGAGGUUGAGCCACGAGAUAAAAAGAGUGAAAAUCAUUCUUCUCAGGUGGUUGAGAAUUCUCCAAUUCUGAGAAACGUUGAAGCGAAGUCGAAGAACAGGGGAGGAGGAAGAUGUUGUAUAUGUUUUGACCCUUUUUCUAUUCAGAAUGUAUCAGACUCGGUCGUUGUUUUCUUUUGCUGUCAUGCUUAUCACACAACUUGUCUAAUGGAUUCCACGGACACUAGCAGUGACAACAAAGAGAUUGAAGUCACUUAUGGAAAGGCAGAAUAUGAUUAUAAUGGUUAUGUGGAUGAAGAAGAACCCGAGAUGGAUGGUCAUCGUAUGCGUUGUGUAUUAUGUACUACUGCUGCCAGUUGAGUUGCCCCGCUGGCAUCAAUUUGCUGGCUAGAUAAUUUAUAGAUUCUUCUAGUUAGAAAGUUGUAAUUUUAUUUUAUUUUUUUCCUUUCAAAAUUUGGUUUUCCUUGUGAUCAGUCACAAUUUUUUGUGCUGGGAAAUGUUAGGUUGUUUUCUUCCUUC